UUUGUUACUCACAUCAGGCCCGGGAUGGCUUUUGCCAGCCUGAAGUAGCGGCUCACUGCUCUCGCAUUCACAGCUGUGAUCACGGGCAAGGGAUAAUAGCGGGAUUUGCUCUCGAGCCGAUGAGAUGGUACCAAGCAAGACAGCGGUGUCUGAUGCUCCAGUUUAAUAGAAAUGUUCCUGCAGUUCCAGAGAACUUGGCUCUCAGAUUCUCUCACCCCCGUCCAAUUAUAAUAGAAAAACUGAAGGUGUCCAGUGAUCAGAGAAAUCUCAUUGGAAAUGAGGACCUCAGCCUGAGAAGCUCUGGGAUGUUCUCAGUGGUAUCUGAAGAGAGACUUAAAUUGGCUGUUCAGCUGGCAAAAAGGGACAUCAAACAAAGACGUCUCAAAGAACAAGUGAAGCAGCAGGUAUUUGGAGAUGUCCUCAGUACACCGUUGUGGGCCCAGAAAUCACAGCCGCAGAAGACUGAAGUAUUUGCAAGUCGAGAAAAUAAAAAUACCCUGAAGUCUCAGACUCACUUGACAUGUCAGCAGAGGCUUGCCCAGCCUUCCCGAGGGGGGUCUGCCAGCUCUGACACGAACGUUCAUCUCUGUGCAGUUAAGGAAGGAGAGCCAAUACCAGCUGUUUUGGACUCUCCUCCCACUCAGGACACAGGACCAGACCCCAAGCAAAAUUUAAAUAAAAAAACCCAUCAAAAUAUGCUGGAAGUCCAACGUCUGCAAAAAGAAUUGAGGAGCUAUGUCCAGAAAAUUGAAGAUAUUAUUAAAAAAGGGAGAGAUAGAGAACUUCUAGAUCCUGAAAAUGAGCAGCGGCUUUGCAGUAGGAGACAGCAACAGGCUGCACGGUCAGCUCGGAUGCUGUAUGUGCUCCAGCAACAGUUUAGAUCUGAAUGGUGUGACUGGUUUCCUUCAUGGCUGGACAGAGAGGUAAAAGAAAUUCAGGAUGAUUUAGAGAAACUGAGUCCUCAUACAAUCAAACAUACUAAAAAGUCUCGAGCAGUAUCCAGGUUGGCAGCAGCACACAGAGGAGCUGUACGAACCUUGCAGGCAUUUGCCAAUCAGUUUACAGAUCAAACAGAUGAGCAGAUUCCUGCCCACUACAAGGAACUGGGCAGUCUCAUUCGUCAGCUGUCUCUCUGCUCCGCCAAACUAGAAGGGAAUUCUUCCAUUUCUGAAGCUAUCAUAGACAUUUUGCUGCAAGUCGAGGAUCUAAAUUCACUGCUGGAAAGCAAGCAAACACCAAAAGCAGUGAAGAAAUGCAUUUCAGCUUCUCAGGCCAAAUCUCCAAGGAACACCGAGACGUUUCCAGACAGAAAGCACUUUCUGUCUCCAAAAGGACAAAAGAAACCUCUCACCUUAAAGGGACAGCAUGGACAAGAGUCUAAAAAACCUCCAUGUGCCAGGAGGCUUUUGACUGCAGUUCAACAGACAAACAGUUGUGCUCAUACAUUACACAAUAAAUGCCAAGAAGAAAGUGGUCCACCUACUUCAGAGAGAAAUGCCACUUUGCAAGGAAGCACAGAUGUACUGGUGAGAGCUAGAGCUGUAAAAAAGGAUUCUGUCCUUGAAAGUGGUGCUUUGAAGAAGAAAGUUGUGUUAUUGCCUGCAAAACCACAGGGAAUGCUGAAAUCUUUAAAAUCAAGACGGGCAAACCCUCCAGGAAAGCAUGCCCGAUUUCAAGAACCAACUAUAGCUUUCCAACUAAAAGAGAACAGACGACCUGCUAAGGAGAGCAAAAUGCCUUGCGUGCCUUCAAAGCCUCCAGCUCGGUGUGUUUCACCUAAGCGACUAGCAAGGCUUGAAGCAAAAAAUUCAAGAGGAGUGAAGAUUCUAACUGACCUUUGCAGAGGAGAAAUGGAAAAAAUACAGAAGUUAAGGUCACAAACUCUUUCUCCAUCCCCGUGUGCAGACAAAGCUGGGAAGGAGACACAGGAGUGGUCAGAGCCUCCAUUAGACAGGACACAGGAGCAGGUUGCAACAAAUGCAGAUAUUCUGAGUGAAGAGCUAUUGGAUGAUCUUUUGGAAGAUACUGCUCAGGAGCUGUGGAGCAUGGAUCAGCAGGAGAGACUCCAGGCUGAGGCCCUGCCUGUGGCUGACACCCAUAGCCUGGAGUCAAUGUUGCAAAGAAUGGAAGAAAUUGAAAGGUACCAGGAGGCUGUCCGCAGGAGAGUCACCCAGAUUGUCUACAGUGACUCCCAGUUCUGGGCCCAGGAGGACAAAAUGGAACAACAAAUGGCAUCAACAGCUAAAAAACUUACAUCUCCUCAUCCAGUUCAGAUAACCAAAUUAAUCAGACACGGAGAACUGGAAACAGACAUUUUAUUUGAGGAACCUUUUGACCCCACUGUUAUUGAUGAAAAUAAAGAAGCAGAUGAGAAAUUGCAGACUGGAAAUGACAUUCUGCAGCCCUUGCCUCUGAAUUCUCUACAGAAAGCAUAUUCUGUGUCUCUCUCUGUGCCAAGCAAUGUGCUCCAGAGCAUCUUGGAUUAUAACAGCAGAUACAAGCAUCAUUUAAAGCUUAUUUCCCAUGAGGUCGUGGGCAGUUUCAAUCCAUGGCAGAUUGCUGAGAGUCUUGCAGAGCAACUGACAGAAGAAGCCCUGUGUGACGUGGCAGCAGAGCUGCAGGAUGUUUGUGAGGACUAUGCAGAAGCUGUAUUCACGUCAGAGUUUUUGCAGCCUGUGCAGUGAAUUCUUUCCCACCUGUUCCAUCAACGUCAGCCUCAACAGUCUGUGACGUUUUCUGCUCUGGAUCUCCAUCAAAGAUUCAUCUUAGGUUUUUAUAAAGCCAUUAUUAUAACAUUUUCCUUUUCCGAAAGGACAUGCUUGCUUUUCCUUUUUUUGGCUAAUCACCUUAGCACAUGCUACCCUGGAGUGAGUUCUUUUGGAGAUGUAGCAAUCCAGGGAAGGAUUCUCAUGGCACAGCACAAAUAUGCAAACACUUGUCACUGACUGUACUUGCAGGCUUGCUUGGGCUCUUGCCGUCAGCUUCAGAAUGGAGUUCCUGACUGUCUAGUACAUAAUGCACAGGCAAAAGGAGACCUUCCAAUAGAAGCACGUGAUAGAGAUCUUACUUUCUUUUUCUUAAACUAGUCUAAAAUGUUACAUUUUUAUCAGCAUUUAGUGAGUGAUUCAACCCCACAUUCCUUUCUCUUAAGAAUCCCAUUGAAAUCAAGAACAACAAAAUAAAUGAGCAAUUGGCAUUUCUGCAACAUUAAAUUAACUUGUUUCAAGUAAUCAAGGUAAUAGUUUGGAUUAUGUCUGGAGUCAGAGCAGCGACUAAUAAUUACUUACAUAGUAUUAUAGGGAAAUGCAUAUGACAUUCUGUUUCCUUUGUCAACUUUUUUCUCCAAUGUUGUUCAAUCUAUAACACAUUCAUUUAUAAUCUUCUAAGAUUAUUUUUAUUUCUUCCAAUUAGAAAAUAUAUUUUAAAAGUAAUUUAGUUUCUAUUGAAGCCUGGUUUACUAUUUCAAUCAUUCUCAAAUUUACAUCAAUUAUAAUGAUGUAAAUGUUACUGCUGAAGUGGAACUUUGCUGAUAGGUGAUUUCUGUAAUUUAAACCAGCUGAUUUCUAAAAUUUUAAGUCAAAAAUAUUAAAGCAAUUGUGUCUUUAUGUGUAUAUAUGUGUGUGAAAGUAUUUUGAAGAUGUUUUAUUUUUUAAUAAACAACACUUGUU
Molecule: messenger RNA, 3668 nt
Organism: Pyrgilauda ruficollis (rufous-necked snowfinch)
Lineage: Eukaryota; Metazoa; Chordata; Aves; Passeriformes; Passeridae
Product: KIAA0753 ortholog
Exons: 16
Coding region: 120-2684 (854 amino acids)
Biological process (GO): centriole replication; protein localization to centrosome
Cellular component (GO): centriolar satellite
Source: RefSeq, a predicted model, not a curated record